GUGAGACUUUUAAACAACUUCCGGUUCCGCCUCCGUGUGAGUCAGAUGUGAGAAGAGAAUUCGUGUGAAAAUGGAAGUGAAUGCAGCCUCUCCAAACAUCUUGGGGGAAAGUAAAGCUGGAUAUGUCCUAAGUAAUGUUGCCGAGGUCGUGGAGAGGAUUUUGACAUUUGUCCCGACUAAAAAUCUCCUCCGGAUAGCAAGUGUGUGCAGGCUGUGGAGGAACUGUGCACGCAGAGUCCUGAGGACGCAGCAGAGACUGACCUGGCUCUCUGCCUCUGGCUCAUCCAUAUACCAGGAGCAUGUUUUGCUUAGAACUAUGGCAGAAGACUUGGAGAAGAUCUAUGUGCUGCCCCAAACAGCUCUCUUAAUGGUGGAUGGGGAAAACUUCAGCUGGCCUUUUAGCUACAGACACAAAAAGGCCAGGAAGUCUGAGAAUGAAGUAGAGUCAGAUCCUGUUGAGAAGCUGAGACGCUUACUGCCUAGCACUUGUGAUUUAAUAGGCAUCGUCGCAUCAGGAAUUGUGGUGACCCCCAGUGGUUCACCCAGCAGCCCCCCAGAAGAGCACGAAGAGGGUGAAGCUGGCUUCAGUCUGCUUUUCCCUGCCAUGGAUGGGGUCACCAUCCGGCCUUUUCACUUCUGCAAAAAGAGCCUCAGUGAAUCAGCAAUGGAGGAAGCAGGGUUGAUCAAUAACCCUGAUCUAAAGGUGGUGCUGAUGUUUGACUACGAGACCUGGAAAGCUGGAGGUCGGUGCUUUCUUAAAAAGCUUCUUGAACCUCUUUCUCAAAAUAAUGUACUUAUUGUUGGAGGACAAGUUGAGAGGACCUUUUCCAAUAACACAACCUGCUGUUCGCCAGGCUCUUUUGGUGCAGUAGGACUGACCUUCAGUGGCUCCAAGAUCCAGGGCGCCUCAGUGCUGGUGGACCAGGACGUAAGCAGCCUGAAAGCAGCAGAGGCCACUAUCCAGCGGCUGAAGGCUGCUAAUAUCCCAGAGAGAAACACCAUGGGCUUCAUGUUUGCCUGUGUGGGCCGUGGCCACAACAGCUACAAUAACCAGCGUAACGUGGAGGCCAGCGCUUUCCGGAAGAUCUUCUCCAACAUUCCACUCCUGGGAUUCUUUGGCAAUGGGGAGAUCGGCUGCGACCGUAUUGUCAAAGAGAGCUACACAUUGAGCGAGACAGAUGCUGAUGGACUACAGCACUCUUUUACUACGGUCAUGAGUCUGGUGCAUUUUGGCUAACACAAACUCAAAACUGAGACCGUUGUCAUGGCAAAUGACAAGGAAUCCCAUUGUCAACUUGGUUUUCAGGACAGAUGCCGACUGCUUGUUUAAGUUAACCGAUGGUGAUCAGGUAUAAUUCUCCAAGGUUCUUUCCUCUGACUUUUUUUUCUUCUUAAUUCAGGAUGUCAGUGGGACAUUCGGCAUUAAAAAGCAACAACAAAAACAAUUAGGGAAGUUAAAACCUUGACCUUUUACUUCAGUUUAUACUUAAAAUGUUUUUAUUUUUUAUGUGUAGAGCACAGCUUAAAUCUGUCAACAGUUUUCUUGUGGGCUGUAUGGCUCUCUUCAGGCCUUCUAUACAAAUAGUUUGUAAAAUUCACGCACUUGUAAGAAAAAAAAAAUAAAAAAUGAAAAGGUAAUUGUGAUGGAAUGGCUAAUGAUGUAGCCUUUCAUCAGCCUUGGUACGGCUUAUGGGACUUUGGUGGGAAUUCCGCUAUCCUCACUUGCCAUGUCCAAUAGCAAGUGCAGGAAGAGUAUUCACAAUGAAAGGCAUAUCUGGCACAUAUCUGUAUACUGUAACAAUUGACUUGCUUGCGGUUUUUAGUGUCUAGAUUGGAAUAAUAAAGGACAGAAGCGGAAAAAGUUGAAUUUCUUUGUAAUAUAUCAGUGUAUUUACUCUGCCUGUCCCAAUCAAAAUCCUGUAAAAAUCCAGUUUAAUUCUAACGAGGUAAUCUUCCAUUUCAAUAUACAUCAAUUCAGUUGAGUUCUUCUUAAAGGUUAAUCAUUUGUUCUGUUCACUAGCUAAAUAACACAUUUUGUUGAUCACAGAUAAGUGAAGUCUCAAAGGGCUAUUUACCUGCAUUGUGGAGAGAUAUAUUUGCUGCAGUAUUUAGAAGGUUGAUUUAAACUGUUGUUGCCAAAUCUUUUUUCCCAACUUUGUUCAGAUCAUAUACAUAAUACUUUGCUUCAAGGAAAGUAAGUUUUACUACUGUCAAAUAUUUUCAUGGCAAUGUGUUGGUUUUUCUUCAUCUGCUGCUGGGUCGUGCAGAUAUGAGUUCUGCAUCAUGUAUAUAAUAAAAUAAAUUGUGUCAUCUGUC
Messenger RNA from Cyprinus carpio (common carp), 2316 nucleotides. RefSeq names its product F-box only protein 22-like. Gene Ontology annotation, molecular function: protein binding. The record is from RefSeq and is a predicted model, not a curated record. NCBI's taxonomy places the organism in Eukaryota, Metazoa, Chordata, Actinopteri, Cypriniformes, Cyprinidae. Gene Ontology annotation, biological process: protein polyubiquitination; regulation of skeletal muscle fiber development; positive regulation of proteasomal ubiquitin-dependent protein catabolic process.